Vicugna pacos (alpaca) is the source of this 2288-nucleotide messenger RNA. The record is from RefSeq and is a predicted model, not a curated record. NCBI's taxonomy places the organism in Eukaryota, Metazoa, Chordata, Mammalia, Artiodactyla, Camelidae.
GCGCGGGGUGCGCGCAUGUCGCGGCCAAUCAGGAGCCGCAGAGUCAGGGCCCCCGAAGAUGCCCCGUGGUGUGGCCACUGCAAGGCUCUGGCUCCAGAGUAUGCCAAAGCAGCUGGGAAACUGAAGGCAGAAGGUUCUGAGAUCAGACUGGCAAAGGUCGAUGCCACGGAAGAGUCUGAGUUGGCCCAGCAGUAUGGCGUCCGAGGCUACCCGACCAUCAAGUUCUUCAAGAACGGAGACACGGCUUCCCCCAAAGAAUACACAGGUGGGCCUGCGUGUGUUGGUGCAGCUGGCAGAGAGGCCGAUGACAUCGUGAGCUGGCUGAAGAAGCGCACAGGCCCCGCCGCCACCACCCUGCCUGACGGGGCUGCUGCCGAGGCCUUGGUGGCGUCCAGCGAGGUGGCCGUCAUUGGCUUCUUCAAGGACUUGGAGUCGGACUCCGCCAAGCAGUUCCUGCUGGCAGCAGAGGCCGUCGACGACAUCCCCUUUGGGGUCACGUCCAGCGGUGACGUGUUCUCCAAGUACCAGCUGGACAAGGACAGGGUGGUCCUCUUUAAGAAGUUCGACGAAGGCCGGAAUGACUUUGAGGGCGAGGUCACCAAGGAGAAGCUGUUGGAUUUCAUCAAGCACAACCAGCUGCCGCUGGUCAUUGAGUUCACCGAGCAGACAGCCCCGAAGAUCUUUGGAGGCGAGAUCAAGACUCACAUCCUGCUGUUCCUGCCGAAGAGUCUGUCUGACCACGAGGCCACGCUGAGCAACUUCCGAAAAGCCGCCGAGGGCUUCAAGGGCAAGAUCCUGUUCAUCUUCAUCGACAGUGACCACUCUGACAACCAGCGCAUCCUAGAGUUCUUCGGCCUGAAGAAGGAGGAGAGCCCAGCCGUGCGCCUCAUCACGCUGGAGGAGGAGAUGACCAAGUACAAGCCCGAGUCGGACGAGCUGACCGCGGAGAAGAUCGCCGAGUUCUGCCAGCGCUUCCUGGAGGGCAAGGUCAAGCCCCACCUGAUGAGCCAGGAGCUGCCUGACGACUGGGACAAGCAGCCAGUCAAAGUGCUGGUCGGGAAGAACUUCGAGGAGGUCGCCUUCGACGAGAAGAAGAACGUCUUUGUGGAGUUCUACGCCCCGUGGUGCGGGCACUGCAAGCAGCUCGCCCCCAUCUGGGAUAAGCUGGGGGAGACGUACAAGGACCACGAGAGCAUCGUCAUCGCCAAGAUGGACUCCACGGCCAACGAGGUGGAGGCGGUGAAAGUGCACAGCUUCCCCACGCUCAAGUUCUUCCCUGCCAGCGCCGACCGGACGGUCAUCGACUACAAUGGGGAACGGACAUUGGACGGUUUUAAGAAGUUCCUGGAGAGCGGCGGCCAGGAUGGGGCCGGGGAUGACGACGAUUUAGAAGACCUAGAGGAAGCAGAAGAGCCUGACCUGGAGGAAGACGACGACAAAGCUGUGAAAGAUGAACUGUAAGGCGGAGAGGCAGAGCUGGGCACCCGAACAGGUCACCUCCCGGGGCUGCGCGCCCAGUAGCACGGCCUCCAGGCGCCGCAGACCCACCCGGGAGAGGGCGCAUCGGUCGGAAAUGCAGGGAACUUUUCUGAAGCCACACUUCACCCCAACACGUGUAACUCUAAACCCGUCUUCCUUCGCUUUUCAAUUUUUGGAAAGGGAUUUAUCUCCAGGCCAGCCCGGCCCGUCUUGGUGGGCCGUUUUUUUUUUUUAUUUUUUAUUUUUUUUUUAUUUUAACUGUGAUGUACUUUUUUGUACACAGUUUUGUCCUGAGUGUUCACUGAAAUGUUUUGAAAUCUCACGCUGGCAAUGUCUUAUUGCUGUUAGGGUUAUACUGUCACUUAAAAAAUAUUCCACCUGUGGGAUUUUUAGACAUUUUUGGACAUCAGGCUGUCUGUUCCACCUUGGCCGGGCCUCCCUGGAGACUCCUGUCCCCUGUGUGGGGGUCCCCUGUGGGGACUGGGCUGGGCGGGCCCCUCACAUCCUGCAGUGUUGCCUGGGCAGAGUGAGGCUCCUGCUUCGUGUGGUUAAGCAGAGACUUCAGGUCUGUCACGGGGGCCCCCCUAGGACAGGCCCGGCGGCCCCCUCCUUCCCCGAGCCCAAGUUCUCACCGCUCUGUGACGUCUGGGGUGGCCCGAGGGCUGCCCAGGCAGGACAGGGCCCUCCGUCUCCAGGCUGGGAGAUGGCGAGGAUGCUUGAGCAGAGUCACACGUUGACCAUUCCUCGGGCACUUCUGCCACGAUGUUGGAAUUGGACACAUUGGCCAAAUAAAGUUGAAAUUUUCUGCC